Momordica charantia (bitter melon) is the source of this 772-nucleotide messenger RNA. Its product is annotated as protein RALF-like 33. Lineage: Eukaryota; Viridiplantae; Streptophyta; Magnoliopsida; Cucurbitales; Cucurbitaceae. Gene Ontology annotation, biological process: calcium-mediated signaling. Gene Ontology annotation, cellular component: plasmodesma. The record is from RefSeq and is a predicted model, not a curated record.
CUGUACAAAGCUUGAGUUAUAUUCACGGACCAGCCCUCCCUCAGUUCCUCUCGAAAUCAACGGAACCUCCAAAUGGAAAUCUCACGCGUCUCUUCUCUCCUAGCGGCGUUCGCCAUUUUCGCCGCUCAUCUUCUGCUCUCAUCGGCGACGGCCGCUGAUUUCUCCGGCGACCACAAGCUCCUCUACGUGCCGGCCAAAUCGGAGUGCCGAGGCUCAAUCGCCGAGUGCCUGCUCGCCGGAGACGAUUCCGGCUUCGGAACGGAGUUCGAGAUGGACUCGGAGAUCAAUCGGCGAAUUCUAGCGACUAUGCGGUACAUCAGCUACGGCGCGCUGAAGAGGAACAGCGUUCCUUGCUCCCGCCGCGGCGCGUCUUACUACAACUGCCAGCCCGGAGCUCAGGCGAAUCCUUACAACCGCGGUUGCAGCGCAAUUACUCGCUGCCGGAGCUAAUUUGACCUGAUUUUUUUUUAUCUAGAUUCAUCGUCGUGUUCUAUCGGUUAGUAAUUCGUGUGUUUAUACUGAAUAUACAUGUCGAUUGAGUAAUAAGCUCCAUACUGAUGAUUGAAAAUGUAAUCUACAUCUGUUUCUGAGUCUUCUCUCCAUGAUUUAUUUUCCUUUUUCGUGGCUGAUUCUGGUUAUUUCCAGAAACAUUCGUCCUUGUUUGCAAUCGAUAAUACAGUGGUAGGAACACAGCAUUUGUGUAGUGUAUUUUACAGAUGGAUCUUGCUGAACUCGCAGGGCCAUUAUUUUAGUUCUUUAUUUGUUCAUUUUA